Molecule: messenger RNA, 477 nt
Organism: Eremothecium cymbalariae DBVPG#7215
Lineage: Eukaryota; Fungi; Ascomycota; Saccharomycetes; Saccharomycetales; Saccharomycetaceae
Exons: 1
Coding region: 1-477 (158 amino acids)
Source: RefSeq, a predicted model, not a curated record
AUGGUGAAUGUUAACAAGAAAAGCCAUAGGAAGACCUCUAGAAGAGCACAAAAUCAGGCAAUUCAUAGUGAUCGUGGAUCUCUUUUUAAUAGAAUUGGUUCGAAAUCAUCGAGAAGCAAUGAUACUUCUAAUGCUGAGGACACAAAAAAGGCUACGGGGAAAAGUGAGGGUAGCAGUAAUGCUUUAAAGGUCAUCAAUGGGAGACUGAUCAAUGCUGAUGAUAUAGGAGCACAGUUACGAGAGUUUAAUAAACGGAACAUAUCUAAGAAUAAAGCUCAUAAGCGCGCGCUGCUGGCUGGUAAUGGUUCUCCCAGACGCCGUAAGCUUUUGAAAGAGCGAAUUCCAGCUCCUAUGAUUGCCUCGAGGUCUGUCUUCAGCAGCAGUAAUUAUGAUGAUGAGAGCGAUAUGCCAUCCAGGUCUCGUGGUAAAAAAGGUAGUGUUAGUAGGAACCGGAACCUUCAAUCUUUAACUAUAUAA